GCCGUGGGGUGGUUCCCUUCUGGGAUGGACGUUGGGAGCGGAUCCUGCCCCCUACCUGUCCGUCUUGGCUUGCGGGCAGGGACAUCAAAGCAGCCUUCCCACGGGUUGUGCUGGGUGGCGGUUGGUCCCUGUCGUCGUCCAAGCUUUCUGCUGUGGGGGACGGGGACGGGGACGGGGACGGGGACGACGGUGUGAAAUCACGCGGCCCUAGGAGGUGGGGGAUCGAGGGAGACCUGCCUCACGCGAAGCACCCGCGCCGGCAGCCCGGCUUUUCCUCUGCUGUUACUGCUUGGUUUGGAAGAAGGUCUAAGGGCGGGCUCCGAAAGGCAUUUUAUAAAACUACUUACAAGAGCACGUGCAAUACGCUAUUAAAAGAAGCAAUAGAGCGGUUUGGCCUAUUACAGAAUUAUGGUUCAACUAACAAUGGACCUAAUUGCUAAAAGUGUCAGUCACAAGAAUCGCAAUGAAGAGGACUUUGGACAUUAUCUGCGAAAAAUAACUCAUCUGAAUUUAUCAGAUAAAAAUAUAGAUGCAAUAGGUGACCUCUCUUUGUGUAAAAAUCUUAGAGUGCUAUAUUUAUAUGAUAACCAAAUCAGUCAAAUCCAGAACUUGGACUUUGCUUCAAAUAUAACGCACCUUUACCUUCAGAACAAUUGUAUUUCAUGUAUAGAAAAUCUCUCAUCACUGAAAAACCUUGAAAAACUGUAUCUGGGGGGCAACUGCAUCACUGUAGUAGAGGGUUUGGAUAAAAUAGAACAAAUAAGGGAGCUACAUAUUGAAAAUCAACAUCUCCCUCUUGGUGAAAAGCUUCUCUUUGAUCCAAGAUCUCUUAGGUCCCUGGCAAAAUCUUUGUCUGUGUUGAAUAUCAGCAAUAACAACAUUGAUGAAUUAGAAGAACUGGCAGUUUUGGAAAAUCUUUCAUAUCUUAGAGCAGCUGACAAUCAACUUCAACAUAUGAAGGAUUUGGAAGUUGUAUUAAACAAAUGGACAAAGCUACGCAGAAUGGAUCUUACAGGAAACCCCAUCUGCCACAAACCAAAGUACAGGGACAGGAUUGUAGUACAGACACAAACUUUAGAAUCCCUUGAUGGGAAAGAAAUUAAAGACAUGGAAAGACAGUUCCUAAUGAAUUGGAAAGCCUCCAAAGUUGCCAGGAAAAAAACCAAAGAAAGAAUGACAAAUGAACAUGCAGCCUAUCUACAUUUUUCUGACUUUGAAACACCUCAUCCUAUUCUUCCCUUUCACUACAGUCACUCUGUGAAAGAAAAAACAAAUUUUUUAGUUUUGUCUGAGAUGCACACAGUUAAAAGAAAACCUCUGCCAAGAAUCCUGGAAAAAAAUAAGUCAGAUGAAAACUCAGGUUGAAGAGGAAUCUGAAGUAACAGCAGAAGUAAGUUGAAUUCUAAAAGCCAGAAGUUACAGGAUGUGAAGAUUUGGCCAUUAUUGGAUUUUUUUUUUUUUUCCUCAAAGCUUACAAAGAAAGGUACUGGUGUCUCUUUGGAUAUGUUAUCUGUGGUUUUGUAAUCUCCAAACAAGACAAAAUGAAGUAUGUUGAAUUUAACACUGCCUUUAAAGAGCGUUCAGAAAAAUAAGGGGACUGCCUAUUUAUUUAGAAGCAAUGCUUUGUAUUAAAGGCAUGUAAAAACAUCA
This is a messenger RNA of Harpia harpyja (harpy eagle), 1650 nucleotides long. RefSeq names its product protein phosphatase 1 regulatory subunit 42 (gene PPP1R42). Lineage: Eukaryota; Metazoa; Chordata; Aves; Accipitriformes; Accipitridae. The coding region runs from base 409 to 1365 and encodes 318 amino acids. Gene Ontology annotation, molecular function: protein binding. The record is from RefSeq and is a predicted model, not a curated record. The transcript is spliced from 9 exons.